AUGAAAGAUGGUUGGAUGAUAAGAGCAACUGACGAUAUUUUGGUCAAGGCGACAGUCCCAUUGGCCUUUGGCAACAUGUUCCCCGCACUUGCUGUGCCGCCCACUCACGCAUCAAUCAGCUGCGUUGAAGCACAGUAUUCACGACAUCAAACAUAUGUGCCGACUCUUUGGCUGAACCUUUCCGAUGGAAACGAUAUCUGGAUGUAUCUUUGUACUGGGGCAAAAGAGGACAUCGGACAUAAGUCAGGGAUUGAUUUCAGGCUUCCUAAACUCCAGACCAGCGAUCACACCGAGGCCGAGUUCAGACUAAACGCCCUGUCUGCAUUGGGACAAGCUAGUCAAAUGCUCCAAAACUUUCGAGAAGUCCCACUUUCGGGUCAAAGUGGUGCAACGAUCGAAACCUCCCAAUUAUCAGUUGCCAUGCGCAGUACAGCAGGCCCCUUGUUGUGUACGAGGUGUACGCCUUCUGAUACGUUGCUAGGCGUGACUGAGGGAUCCCUGGGCGCUAAGAGAUACAUGUACUUCGGUUUUAGGACUGAAACGUGGCCAUCGCAGCCUUCUGAAAGAACUGUAUCUCAUCGAUUCAGCGAACGCGCUGAAAUGGUACAUGUUGAUUACUGCGAAACAGUCUUCUGUAUUCAUAGAACUGUGUUGUGUCUUCUCCGAUAUCAGCUCAAUACGGUGUCAACAGCAUAA
Molecule: messenger RNA, 696 nt
Organism: Colletotrichum lupini
Lineage: Eukaryota; Fungi; Ascomycota; Sordariomycetes; Glomerellales; Glomerellaceae
Exons: 7
Coding region: 1-696 (231 amino acids)
Source: RefSeq, a predicted model, not a curated record